Messenger RNA from Vombatus ursinus (common wombat), 2607 nucleotides. RefSeq names its product solute carrier family 6 member 8 (gene SLC6A8). Gene Ontology annotation, biological process: neurotransmitter transport; sodium ion transmembrane transport. NCBI's taxonomy places the organism in Eukaryota, Metazoa, Chordata, Mammalia, Diprotodontia, Vombatidae. Bases 348 to 2255 code for a protein of 635 amino acids. The record is from RefSeq and is a predicted model, not a curated record. Gene Ontology annotation, cellular component: plasma membrane. Gene Ontology annotation, molecular function: creatine:sodium symporter activity. The transcript is spliced from 13 exons.
CCCUCUGGAAAAAAAUAAUUUUUCCCCCCUCCCCAAAUUCUGGGGGCUACUCCCUUGCUGCUCCCAUAGAUUCUGGGCUUGUGUCCCCCUCCCCCAAUUGUUGGGGGCAUCUACUGUCGACAGUUGGCGAAUUCUUUAGAGGGGAUUUGGGGAGACCACCUUGUGCGGCGGAGCACCUGGGCCUCCCAGGGUGUCCGCCCCCUUUAAAGGGGACAGGAGCACCUAGACAGUGUCCUUUGUAUUCUCUCUGUGAUCCCCCCUCACCCCGAUCCGAGGCCUCUGUCGUCCCCCCCCACACACACACACACUCAAACACACACCCCUAGCCCUGCCCUAGUAGCGAGGCCAUGGCGAAGAAGACCACAGAGAACGGCAUCUACAGCGUAUCCAGGGAAAAGAAGGGCUCGCUUCUAGACCCCGCAGACGGGGCCCCCCCAGUCAAGGCCGAGGUGAUGGCCGCAGGACUGGGGGGCCCGGGCCCGGGCCUGGCCAUCCCGCCCCGGGAGACAUGGACCCGCCAGAUGGACUUCAUCAUGUCUUGUGUGGGAUUUGCGGUGGGCCUUGGCAACGUCUGGCGUUUCCCGUACCUGUGCUACAAGAACGGCGGAGGAGUAUUCCUCAUUCCCUAUCUUCUGAUUGCUGUUCUGGGAGGUAUCCCUAUCUUCUUCCUGGAGAUCUCGCUGGGCCAGUUUAUGAAAGCUGGCAGCAUCAAUGCUUGGAACAUCUGCCCCCUCUUCAAAGGCCUAGGCUUUGCCUCCAUGGUGAUUGUCUUCUAUUGCAACACUUACUACAUUAUGGUGCUGGCCUGGGGUUUCUACUACCUGGUGAAGUCCUUCACGGCCUCACUGCCCUGGGCCUCCUGCGGGCAUGACUGGAACACCCCAGAGUGUGUGGAGAUCUUCCGCCAGGAGGACUGUGCCAAUGCCAGUGUGGCCAACCUCACUUGUGACCAACUCUCAGAUCAGCGCUCCCCUGUCAUUGACUUCUGGGAAAAGAAAGUCCUUCGCCUGUCCCCAGGUCUUGAUGUUCCUGGGGAUCUCAACUGGGAGGUGACCCUCUGCCUUCUAGCCUGUUGGGUUUUGGUCUACUUUUGUGUCUGGAAGGGAGUCAAGUCAUCCGGAAAGAUUGUUUAUUUCACUGCUACAUUCCCCUAUGUCGUCCUCCUUGUCCUGCUGGUGAGGGGGGUCAUGCUGCCAGGAGCAUUGGAUGGCAUCAUCUACUAUCUCAAGCCUGACUGGUCCAAGCUGGGAUCUCCACAGGUAUGGAUUGAUGCUGGUACACAGAUCUUCUUUUCCUAUGCCAUCGGCCUGGGGGCACUCACAGCUCUGGGCAGCUACAAUCGUUUUAACAACAACUGCUACAAGGACGCCAUCAUACUCUCACUCAUCAACAGCGGUACCAGCUUCUUUGCCGGCUUUGUGGUGUUCUCCAUCCUAGGUUUCAUGGCCAUGGAACAGGGUGUGCACAUCUCCAAGGUGGCUGAGUCAGGACCAGGGCUGGCCUUCAUUGCCUAUCCCCGGGCUGUCACUCUGAUGCCUAUGGCCCCACUCUGGGCUGCCCUCUUCUUCUUCAUGUUACUGAUGCUUGGCCUGGACAGCCAGUUCGUAGGGGUAGAAGGAUUCAUCACUGGCAUCCUGGAUCUCCUCCCGGCCUCCUACUAUUUUCGUUUCCAGAGGGAGAUCUCUGUAGCUGUGUGCUGUGCAGUCUGCUUCAUCAUUGACCUCUCCAUGGUUACUGAAGGCGGCAUGUACGUCUUCCAGCUGUUUGACUACUAUUCGGCCAGUGGUGUGACUUUGCUAUGGCAGGCUUUCUGGGAGUGUGCGGUGGUUGCCUGGGUUUAUGGUGCUGACCGGUUCAUGGAUGAUGUUGCCUGUAUGAUCGGCUACCGGCCUUACCCUUGGAUGAAAUGGUGCUGGUCCUUCUUCACCCCACUGGUCUGCAUGGGCAUCUUCACCUUCAAUGUGGCAUAUUACAAGCCACUUGUAUACAACAACACCUAUGUGUACCCGUGGUGGGGCGAAGCAAUGGGCUGGUGCUUCGCCAUUUCCUCCAUGCUGUGUGUGCCACUUUACCUACUGUACCACCUCCUCGGGGCCAAGGGGACAUUCAUUGAGCGUUGGCGUGACCUGACCCAGCCAGUGUGGGGUCUCCAUCACUUGGAGUACAAGGCUCAGGACUCUGAUGUCAGGGGCCUGACCACCCUGACUCCAGUGUCUGAGAGCAGCAAGGUCAUCGUGGUGGAGAGCGUCAUGUGACCUGCCCUUGAGGGGGUGGGGCAGGAAGGGGGCACCUGCCUCUGCCCCAGUGCCCAAAGCCAAUGGGGAGAGACAACCACUGCUCUCCCUGUCCUUUGCCUACCCACCCACCCCCCCACCAGCCUCCCUUCUUGUAGCCAUAGUAAACCCCCCUCUCACUCCUUUCAACCCCCUUCACUGAGACCCUGGGGAGGGGGAAGCCUUUUCUGUAUGAUAUUGAUAGAGGGGACCCGGGUCAGGCUGGGGCCAUGGUGUAUGAGUGCUUGAGUUGAACUGGUUUUCUCUUUCUUUUUUAAAAUAAAAACCAAAAAAAAUAUAAAAUUCUAAACACCACCAAAAUCUAGACCCCACC